AUGCCGACUCUGAGCCAAAAUGAAGCUAGCUUUAUAGCUAACGCUAUUAAAAGCGCCACAAGGAUGGAUAUGAGAAAAAUGGAUGAGAAAAGAAAUCAAACAAUGGAAGAGUCCAGUAAAUACGCCUCUGCAUUGGCAGAUGGCACAGUUCAGGUUACCAGGGGAUAUUCCCAAAUCAGCCUUUCGGUCACUUUCAGAAGUAGUCUUAGAACUCUCAUGUCCUUAAACCUGGCUUUAGACACAGAAGGUAUGGACUCUAAUGAAUUUAAGACAUUGAAAUGCACACUGUCUGAGACGAAUCCUUCUUUUAAAAAGAUUGAGGAGUUUUUAAACUCCUUUUAA
Molecule: messenger RNA, 342 nt
Organism: Vittaforma corneae ATCC 50505
Lineage: Eukaryota; Fungi; Microsporidia; Nosematidae
Exons: 1
Coding region: 1-342 (113 amino acids)
Source: RefSeq, a predicted model, not a curated record